AUGGUGUCGUGGAAGACGGUGCAAGACAGCAAAGGAAGGACAAAAACAGAGUACGAGACUUUGUGGAAGGUCGACGAAAUGAAUGAUGACCUGGGGACAUCUGCCGACAACCCAGACGUUAGCACGGUCCGGAUGCCACCAGGUGUUGAGCUUGUCUUCUUCGGAGACGUAUGCGAGUAUUCCGUGCAUGCGUCGGUCGGCCCGAUGGACAAGUUUGGCUUGCGUGCGGGGAAGACGGCCAAUCAAGUGCCGCUGAAGAUUUUGGUUGAUGGCAAAUCCUAUGGUGGAAUCGAGUGGGGCAUCGACGGCUCCAAUGCUGCUGCUUUGGAAUCCUCUGUCAUCUGCCCUGCGUGGUUGAUUCCCGCCGCAAUGACCCUCAAUGACAAGAAGCCUCCCAGGCAUGCGUUCGAGUUUGCUUUCAAGCAUGACUUGAGCUUCAAGUACGAGCUGCCGGUCAAUGGUGUGAUGAAGGAAUGCGAGGUGAAGGUCACCUACCCGAUCCUUAAGUCCGUUGAUGACUGCAUGUGCAUCGUGAAGGAUGUGAAAGAGAAAGCGAUGGCCAUCGUUUGCAGAGGAUUGCUGCCUGGCGAGACAUUGCGCAACAAGAAGCGUGGUGCCACCAUUGAGGGUGAAGCCGAUCAGAAGGUUGCCACUGAGCCCAUGCAACUUUCGACGAAGGUUGGUGCAGGUGCCGCCGUGAUGCAAGCACUGAACAAGAAGUCCGGUGCAUCGGCAGCUGCCGGCAGUUUGGUUUUGAAGACCCCCAAAGACGCUAGGCACUUGGUCAAGUGA
Molecule: messenger RNA, 792 nt
Organism: Symbiodinium natans
Lineage: Eukaryota; Dinophyceae; Suessiales; Symbiodiniaceae
Source: the annotation of a GenBank genome assembly